AUGGUACAUAAUUAUCAGAAAAAGAUUGAUGAACUUUUGAAAAAAGCCCGUUCACAAGAUUCAAGCAAUAUUGUUAAAACAAGUAUUGCUACUGGUAAAUUGUCACCAGAAAAAUCACAACAACUGUUAGAAGAUGCGUGGUCCAGUAAUUCAAAAGUUGGUGUUGGAAACGGAUAUAAUUUAGUUGUCAAUUCAAGAAAAAGAAAGAGUACAAAAAUCAGCAAAAUACAUAAAAUUUUAAAACCAUCACGUAUUAAUAAAAAAAGAAUACUAUUUCCCAAAGGAAGCAAUACAUCACCUAAAUCACCAGAAUAUUAUUCGUCUUCUUCAGAUUCAAGUUCGGACUCUACUUUAAAUACUAGAAAAAAAUUGAGGAGUCGAGAAUUCACACCUGAAAAAAUUUCAAGGAACCAAGAAGAAACACCUACAAAUGCAAAUAUACUAGAAAAUUAUUUUCAUUCUGAAGGUAAACAUCAAAAGGCGAAUAGAUCAAUUAGAACCUUCACUGAAGAUAAUAUAGAUGAUGCUUCUCCAGAUACUAAAAGUAUUUUAACAUUAGCGAAAAAUUGCAAUUCGGAUGAUGGAUUUAAUUUACUAUUACAAAAUUAUCAAAUGGAAAAUGAAACAUCCACAUCCACUGAUUCAAUAAUAAAUCAUAUGGCAACUAUAAUAAAUACAGAAAAUGUCUUAGCAAUAAAUACUAAUAAUUUUAGUAUACGUCAAAUUGGAGUAUUGGGAUCCUAA
Entrophospora sp. SA101 is the source of this 744-nucleotide messenger RNA. The record is from the annotation of a GenBank genome assembly. NCBI's taxonomy places the organism in Eukaryota, Fungi, Glomeromycota, Glomeromycetes, Entrophosporales, Entrophosporaceae.